GGCACGGCUUUUCUCUCUCCACAAACCCCUCACUUUGUGCUGCUCCAACACUCUUCACUUCCUUGAUCUUUUUAUCACUUUUUUCGAAUUUUUGCUGGGCCCCUCUGAUUUUUCCCAGUGGGAAACCCAGCAAGCACAAUUACUGGAGGGGCUAUAAUUAAACCUUAAAGAACCAGCAACCCAUAAUCCCCUUCAAAUAAGGAAUCCCAGUCUUCUGUCUUUCAGAUUAUUGAGUGCUAAAGGCAUAAAAACUACAAAUUAUAGAGAGGUUGCUUGCUGUUUUGUCCAAGGAGGUUGUGUUGAGAGAUAUGGCUGAGGAAUUAUAUGAUGGAAAGUUCUGGCUGCCGCCUCAGUUUCUAACUGAUGACGACCUGUUGAUGGACUUCAAGAACAAAAGAAAUGAUAAUUUUUCUUUUGGGUUCAAUGGAAACUCGUUUGGACCCAACUCGGAUUUGAGUUCACCUGUUGAGUCUGUUACAGGUUCAACUGAAACUGAAAGUGAUGAGGAUGACUACCUAUCCGAAGUAGCUCGGAAGCUCUUGCAGUCUACUCUCCAAGACUCCAAAAUCACCUUGGAUAAUCGGAAGGAACGGGUGCUGUCUCGGUCGCCCCAAUCAACCCUAUGCGGUGCUAUGGGUGCGCAUGGCAGCAACUUUGGGUCCAGCGGCGCCAGCCCAAACUGCGUUUCUAUGGUUUCUUCACCGCCAGGAGUGAAUAGAAAGGGCGCUGCCGAUUGGGAUGCGUUAUAUGAGGCUGCAGGGGAGCUGGCUAGGAUGAGAAUUAUUGAAGAAACGAAUGGAUUUUACUCCGGUAACAGAUGUGCUGGAGAAGUUUUUCGUGCCCCGAAAAAGCUCAAUCCGAUAUCUUUACCUCUCGAGAACCCACAACGUGGCUCUGGGUUUUACCCAAAUCAAGAACCCCAACUUUCUUACCGGCAAUUACAAGCUACUCAGUUCCAGCAAUUAAAGAUGCAACUGAUGAUGAAACAACAACAGGGGAGUGGAGUUUGGGGACAGGGCAAGGGUGGGUACCCGCAGAUGGUUCCUAAUGUUAGAAGGAAUGGAGGGGAGAGAACUCUGCCUCGGGACUUUUCAAUGGCAACUUGGCCUACUUUACAACAGUCUCAAAGGCAACCUGGUGCUGGCAUGAGAGCCAUGUUUCUUGGAGACACCGGGGCUAAAAAAGAACGUGCUGGCACUGGAGUUUUCUUGCCCAGAAGAUUCGGAACCCCGACUGAAACUCGCAAGAAGCCAGGUUGUUCAACGGUUUUACUACCAGACAGAGUGGUCCAGGCCUUAAAUUUGCAUUUGGAUAACGUAGAUCCCCAGCCACAGGUUCACUCCAGGGGCAGUGCAAAUUGCAAUCCAGACUAUGCAGCAGCAGCAGAUGGUUUAAAGGGUAGAAACAAUGUCGCGACGGGCCAACUGAUGCGUACCGUGAGACUACAGCCGGCGAUGAAUCAAGAACUCCGUCUCCCCCAGGAGUGGACUUACUGAUCAGAGUCCCGUCCGAAAUUGUUUAGCCAAAACUGUGUCGUAGAAGGAAAAAAUCAAAGCUCUGAUAGUAGAAAAACAAAUCCAAGAAUAAGGUUUUUACUAGUUUCAGCAGUACUAGAUAGUAAUUAUAGAUAGCAGCCUAAGAAAAUGUGUUAUUUUUUUGGAUUAGUAUUAGGUUAAACAAAACAAAAUAAAAUAUCAGUCAAGAUUGAAGAAAGCAGCAUAUUUUGUUGGGCUCAAGGUACAAGAAACUUAUGGGUGGCGGUUUCUAUUUUGUUCCUGUUGGAAAAUGGAAUGAUAAAUAAGAAGGUUUGUAUUGUAGGAGCUGUUAAUAUGCCUAGAAAGGGCAUAUCAGGAAGGGGUUGGAGUCUCGUUUUGGAUGAAAAGCAGCCCAUUUUUUAUCUGUUAGUGUUGAUGCAUUACAGUCAGUUUGUAUCGGUCGAUUCAAAAUAAUAAUAAUUAAUAUGAUUAUUAUU
Molecule: messenger RNA, 1972 nt
Organism: Olea europaea var. sylvestris
Lineage: Eukaryota; Viridiplantae; Streptophyta; Magnoliopsida; Lamiales; Oleaceae
Exons: 5
Coding region: 309-1496 (395 amino acids)
Source: RefSeq, a predicted model, not a curated record